This is a messenger RNA of Eimeria necatrix, 690 nucleotides long. RefSeq lists its product as hypothetical. NCBI's taxonomy places the organism in Eukaryota, Apicomplexa, Conoidasida, Eucoccidiorida, Eimeriidae. Bases 1 to 690 code for a protein of 229 amino acids. The record is from RefSeq and is a predicted model, not a curated record. The transcript has a single exon.
AUGCUGCGCAGCAGCAGCGCCCCCAGCAGCAGCAGACACCCGAGAAGCAGCAGCACAGAGCCCAGCCUGAGGUUUAUAGUUCGCUAUGUAGUUCGGGACUCCCCGAGGAUUCUUGUUCAGCAGCAGCAGCAGCAGCUGCUGCUGCAGCAGCAGCUGCAGCUGCAGCAGCAGCAGCAGCUGCUGCUGCUGCAGCAGCAGCGGGAGGCGCGCAGCAGCGGCGCUGCAGUCGCACUUAUCAAAGAUGUGCAUGCGCAGCGGCACUCAGCAGCAGCAGGGCUGCAGCUGGUGCUGCUGGGGCCGCAGCAGCAGCAGCAAGCCCUCAACAACCAGCCCCUGUUUGCUUACUUGUCCAGCAGCAGCAGCAGCAGCAGCAGCAGCAGCAGCAGCAGCAGCAGCAGCAGUUUGGGGCUCGUGUACUAUGGGGUUGAGGCUUUAGAGCGAGCAGCAGCGCGGGCGCGGGCGUCCGCAGAGGAAGCAGCAGCAGCAGCGUCUGCUGCUGCUGCUGCUGUUGCUGCUGCUGCUGCUGCAGCGCAAGCAGCAACAGUUGCUGCGGGACUCGCAGCAGGUGCAGCAGCAGCAGCAGCAGCACAGAGUCAGCUGCUGAGCAGCUUAUUAGCUGCAGCAGGAGCAGCAGCAGGAAGUGAGGUGUCUGGACACCCCGAAGCUGCUGCUGCUGCUGCUCCUUUGUAA